AAUGUGUAUGUGUGUGAAAGUUCAGUGAAAUUAUGUUAAAAUAUCGAGUGUUUUUAGUGAUAAAUUUAGUGUUUAAGUGAAAAGUGUGUGCAUUCAUGCAGCGGUUUUCCUAUAAUGGCUUUGGAUUUACGCCUGCAUUCUCCUGCAGGCGCAGAACCUGUUGUUUAUACAUGGCCCCUCACUUCAGGUCAUGGUUCGGACAAACACGAUGGGGCUCUGGAAAUAGUAGAAACAAUAAGGUGGGUAUGCGACGACGUGCCGGACAUGAAGGCCGCCCUCGAGAACAACAUCCUGAGCGACUACGACACCCACUCGUACGAGAGCAUGCGAGCUCUCUGCGACCGCUACAACCGCGCCAUCGACUCUGUCGUCUCAUUGGAGAAGGGGACAUCACUGCCAGUUCAGCGUCUGAACAAGUAUCCGUCUCGAGGGCUGCUAAAACAUAUACUCCAGCAGACGUAUAACCAAGCCGUGGCAGACCCGGACAAGCUCAAUCAGUACGAGCCCUUCUCACCGGAGGUAUACGGUGAGACGUCAUACGAGCUGAUAGCUCAGAUGAUCGAUCAGAUCGACAUCACAUCGGAGGAUGUGUUCGUGGACCUGGGCUCGGGCGUGGGGCAGGUCGUGCUGCAGAUGGCGGCCGCGACCCCCUGCCGGAUCUGCUUCGGAGUCGAGAAGGCGGAGGUGCCGAGCAAAUACGCGGAGUGUAUGGAUUCAAACUUCAAAAUGUGGAUGAGGUGGUAUGGCAAGAAGUAUGGAGAGUAUAAAUUAAUAAAGGGCGACUUUCUGAUGGACGAGCACAGAGAAAAGAUAAACGCCGCGACGAUAGUGUUCGUGAACAACUUCGCCUUCGGGCCCCACGUGGACCAUCAGCUCAAGGAGAGGUUCGCGGACUUGAAGGACGGAGCCAAGAUCGUGUCGUCCAAAAGCUUCUGCCCACUCAACUUUAGGAUAACAGACAGAAACCUCAGCGACAUCGGCACGAUCAUGCACGUCAGCGUCAUGUCGCCGCUGAAGGGCUCCGUGUCGUGGACGGGGAAGCCAGUCUCGUACUAUUUACACAUUAUAGAUAGGACCAAAUUGGAGAGAUAUUUUCAAAGACUGAAAAAUCCGAAACUCAAGGUCAGCAAAAGGGGCGCGGGCGAGGAGGAUGGCAAGCGCAACUUGAGCGCGCCGCCGACGCGGCAGCCGACGCCCGACCUGCUCAACGGCAACAGCAACCACAGCUCCGCCUCGCUGCCCGAGCGCCGCCGCAAGGUCACCCGGCCCCGGCCCCAAGCUGCCAGGGGCGAGGCGGGGCGGACGCGCGCCCGCGCGGCGGCGGCCAAGCGGCGCGUGGCGGCGCGGCGCUCGAGCGACGACAGCGACGACGACUCCUCCGCCACCGACGACGCGCCCGGCCCCGAGCCCGCGCCGCGCGAGUGGGGCGCGCCCUGGGCCUCCAGCUCCGACUCCAACCGCAGCCGGCGCGGCACGAGCAAGCGCAGCGCGUCCCUGGGCGGCGCGCGGCGGCGGGCGGCGCGCAGCAGCAAGCGGCGCCGCGCCGCGCCGCAAGCCAUCGCCGGCCUCGACCUGCUGCACUCCACCACCCUCGCCUCCACGGAGCGAAGCGGCGCGGAAACGGCCCCGCCGCCAGGCUGCGUAGGCCAGCGCCUGUCGGCCCUGGGCGGGCUGCAGUCGGCCGAGCGCCUGCACUCGGAGCUGGACAUCCCGCGCUCCCCGCACACGCCCUACAGCCUGCAACUGUUGCUCGACAUGUUCCGCGACCAAUACCUCGCCUUCAUACAGCGCAUGAACUCGCCCGAGUUCGCGCACGAGAUCCGGCACCAGAUCGACAAGGAGAAGGAGCGUAACCAAAAGCUGAAAUCGCGCGCGUCGCAACUGGACAAACAGAUCAACGUGCUAAUAAACGACAGCGUGGCGCUGCUGAAGGCGCGCAUGACGGAGCUCGGCAUCCACGCCAACAACACCGUGGACCUGCUGGCCAAGGCCAAGGAGAUCGUCGGCCGCCACAAGGAGUUGCAGAGCAAGGCCAGCAAGCUGCAGCAGCAGGUGAACAACAUAGAGGCGGAACAGGCUAUGCUCGUUAAACAACGGACAUUUGAAAUAACAGAAAAAUACCGCCAAUUAGGUCAUAUACCGCCAGACAUCGAGAUCACUCAGAACAUAGCACACGACUGCAUACUCAGAGAGAUAACGGCCACGCUGGCUCACCGGAAAAGGUUACAAGCUCAAGUCGGACAUUUACAAGGAGAAAUAAUCCAAAUGGAAAGAGCGAGCGAGCAUCAGAAGGUGACCGCGCCGUCCGUUCCCGUCGCUACUGUGAAACCGCACACGGUGAACUCGAAACCGCGCAAGUCGCGAGAGCACCGCUCGCGCUCGCAAGAGUGGCCCGACGUGCCGGACAUGGGCAAGAUCGAGGAGCAGAACCCGGAGCUGCUGGCGCAGAAGAUUCUGGAAACCGGACGGCAGAUCGAGGCGGGCAAAAAGACGCCGAACGUGAUCGUGAACGGGUACCUGCGCGACGAGCGGUGCGGCGGCGGCGGCGGAGGCGGCGCGGUGUCGCCGCGGCCGCGGCCGCUGCACCGCGCCGUGCCGCAGCCGCCCCGCCCCGCGCGGCCGCGCUCGCCGGGGAAGACCGGCAAGCCACUCAACGUCGUCGGCAAGGUGCAGGAGUCCCCCAAGGUCAUCAACUUUGAGGACCGCCUCAAGAGCAUCAUCACCUCCGUGCUCAAUGAGGAUCAGGAGCAACGUAAAGCGUCCCGGCAGCCGCCGACUCCGAAUCACGCGUAUAGCAACGGCUACGUGCGGCAGCCGGCGCAGCAACACCACCCGCAGCAGCACUCGCAACACUCGCAGCACUCGCAACACGGCCAGCACGCGCAGCACGCGCCGCACUCGCCGCACGGGUUCGCGCGCGCGGCCGCGGCGCCGGCGCCGGGCUUGCCGCGCUCGCGCGACUACCGCCGCGAGCGCUACUCGCACGCGCAGUACGAGCGCCGCGCGCAUCUAGAGCGCGACCUGCGCCACCAGCCCGACUACACGCAGGUAUCGCCAGCGAAGCUAGCAUUGCGGCGUCAUCUGUCGCAGGAGCGCCUGUCCGCGCCGGCGCCGGCGCGCACCAUCGGCGACCUGGUCAACGGCGAGAUCGAGCGCACGCUCGAGAUCUCCAACCAGAGCAUCAUCAACGCCGCCGUGCACAUGUCCGCGCGCUACCAGGACCCGCCGCACCAGCCGCUCGAAGGUCUAGCGGCGUGCCUGCAGGCGCGCGUGCUGGCGUCGGAGUAUUGGCGCGGGCGCAGCGGCGGCGGCGCGCCCCCGCCCGCGCCCGACGACGAGCGCCGCCGCUCGCCGCCGCCCGACCCGCACUCCAACACGUCCACGCCGCUCGUAGACGAGUUGCCCGACGCGUCGAGGCCCAACGAAGGCGAAGGCGGCGAGGAGGUCGAGGAGAGCAAGUGGCAGGACCGGAUAGACUUUCGCUUCGACCAGAUAAUAUCGUUCGCGUCCACCGCGAUCGAGGACAAGCGGCGGCGGUCGGACGAGGCCUACAACACGUCGCCCGACUCCGGCAUCGGGCACGGCGACCCGCGGGCGGCGGCGCCGGGCCCGGCUCGCGCGGCGCCGGCGCCGGGCGCGCGCGCCGCCUCGCCGCCGGGGCCGGGGCAGGCGCAGGCGCACCACUUCAAGAAGCGCUUCUUCCGGCGCGAGCGCUGGGACGCGUGGUCGGGCGCGCCGCCGCCCGCCGCCGUGGACUGGGAGCGGCCGGCGAUGUGACGGCCGCGCACCUAGCGCUGCCCGGAGUGCCGCUUCGUCCACCCGUGCGCACCCG
Cydia amplana is the source of this 3832-nucleotide messenger RNA. RefSeq names its product histone-lysine N-methyltransferase, H3 lysine-79 specific (gene gpp). Gene Ontology annotation, cellular component: nucleus. The coding region runs from base 115 to 3777 and encodes 1220 amino acids. Lineage: Eukaryota; Metazoa; Arthropoda; Insecta; Lepidoptera; Tortricidae. Gene Ontology annotation, molecular function: histone H3K79 methyltransferase activity. The transcript has 17 exons. The record is from RefSeq and is a predicted model, not a curated record. Gene Ontology annotation, biological process: DNA damage checkpoint signaling; regulation of transcription regulatory region DNA binding; DNA repair.